AACCACAUCCACCUUACCAUCACACUCUUUCAAGAGCAUUCGCUCGUUCCAUUCCCUUGUCUAUACAGACUACACUCUCUUUCUUUCAGCAACCCUUAAGCCCUGGUAGGCUUUUGUUCAAGGCGCUCUAGCAGCAGCACUUUUUUACGCUCUUCCAAUUCACAACAAAAGAUCUUGAAGGUUUUUCUAUCUUUCUCAUCAUCACUCUUGAAAAGAUGUCUUCUGUCAACACCAAGUUCGCCAUCCUGGCCCUUGCUGGCUCUGCCGUCGCCAUUCCCAGCUUCAACCACGGUGGUCACCACGGCAAGCACCACCGCCACAACAAGCACUUCUUCGGCUCCUCUGGAGUUGCUACCGGUACUGGGGCUCCCUAUGGCAUGGCCAACGCUACUGGCAUCUGGGGCACUGGCACUGCCGUCAGCUCUAACGGUCUCGUCGCUUCAUCUGGUCUCCCCCACUCUUUCGUUCACCCUUCUGCUGUUGGUCCUCACACUGGUUCCUCCGAGGUCGCCGGUGUUUCUACCAGCAUCUGCACUGACUCUGUAGUGAGCGUCACCCACACCAACCGCGUCACCGUCACUGUCCAUGCUUCUUCUGCCGAGGCCGCUGCUGUCCAGACCACUUUCAGCACCAAGCCCUACAGCAGUUCUGCCGUCCUCUUCAGCAGCUCCGUCGCUCUCAGCAGCGCCGUGGUCUUUGAAAGCAGCUCUACUUCCGCCAGCAGCUCCGUGUCCGUCGUGUCUGUUCCUACCAGCAGCGCCUUUGCCUCGGUCGACCUCGAGCUCCAGAACAAGGGUCACCGCAAGUGGACUCGCUCCUCCACUGAUGCUGCUUCCACCGCUGCCGCUCAAACUUCGGCCGCUCAGACCUCGGCCGCUGCUCAGUCCACCAGCCAGGCAUCCGUUGCUCCCGUCUCGACCAGCUCCAGCUCUACUACCAGCACCAGCAUCUACGUCGCACCUACCUCUGCCGUCGUUGUCAGCAGCUCUUCAGUCCAGGCCACCUCAACUUCGUCCUCCGCUGUUGCCCAGUCAAGCAGCACCGGCAAUGGCAAGCGUGGUCUCGCAUACAACACCGCCUCUCUGCUCACCUGCUUCGAGAACAACAACCACAUCACCUGGGGUUACAACUGGGAUUCUGACAGCGCCGGCCUGUCAAGCAGCUUCAACUACGUUCCUCUUCUCUGGGGCACCACCAACGGCCACACCGAAGUCUGGAACCAGCGCGCCACUUCUGCCAUUGCUAGUGGCUCCACUCACCUGAUGUCUUUCAACGAGCCCGACAUGACCGCUCAAGCCAACAUGUCUCCCGAAGACGCGGCUUCGGCCUUCAAGACCUACAUGAUGCCCUUUGCCGGGCAGGCCAAGCUUGGUGCCCCUGCCGUUACCAACGGUGGUGGUAGCAUGGGACUCAACUGGCUCAGCGCCUUCCUCGAGGCCUGCGAUGGCUGCCAGAUCGACUUCGUCAGCAUCCACUGGUAUGACAGCGCAUCCAACACUGCCUACUUCAAGGAGCACGUCCAGAACGCCACUACCGUGGCUGGCGGCAAGCCCGUCUGGGUCACCGAGUUCGCACCCACCGGCGCCUCUGACUCCCAGGUCGCAACCUUCCUUGAAGAUGUCAUGCCCUGGAUGGACAGCCAAGACUUUGUCGAGCGCUACAGCUACUUCAUGGCCUCUGACGGCGCCCUCAUCAGCGGCACUGAGCCUUCAACCUUCGGUCAGACUUACGCCUCCUAGAGUGAUUGGGAGUAGUAGCUAUUGAAUGGCAGCUUCCACAAAUGUGAUUAACGAAUGGGAAUUGGCAUAUGGUGUGGGAUUCGGGAAGGAAAAUGGGAUGAUCGGAUGGAUCAUCAUGCAACGAAUUCGCACGACUGGGACGGGCAAGGACUGGUUUCUGCUUGACGGAUUAUGGAUAAGGUGGAUAACAUAGAAUUACAGCGAGUAACAAACUGUGAUACAAACA
Messenger RNA from Aureobasidium pullulans EXF-150, 1965 nucleotides. RefSeq lists its product as uncharacterized. The record is from RefSeq and is a predicted model, not a curated record. Gene Ontology annotation, biological process: fungal-type cell wall polysaccharide metabolic process. NCBI's taxonomy places the organism in Eukaryota, Fungi, Ascomycota, Dothideomycetes, Dothideales, Saccotheciaceae. Gene Ontology annotation, cellular component: fungal-type cell wall. The coding region runs from base 216 to 1739 and encodes 507 amino acids. The transcript has a single exon.